Macroventuria anomochaeta is the source of this 3171-nucleotide messenger RNA. RefSeq lists its product as uncharacterized. Lineage: Eukaryota; Fungi; Ascomycota; Dothideomycetes; Pleosporales; Didymellaceae. The coding region runs from base 1 to 3171 and encodes 1056 amino acids. Gene Ontology annotation, biological process: rRNA processing; thiamine biosynthetic process. The record is from RefSeq and is a predicted model, not a curated record. The transcript is spliced from 15 exons. Gene Ontology annotation, molecular function: RNA binding; phosphomethylpyrimidine kinase activity; thiaminase activity. Gene Ontology annotation, cellular component: ribonucleoprotein complex; cytoplasm; nucleus.
AUGGCUGCUUCAAAGCGAAUCCUAGUGAUCGCCGGCUCAGACAGCUCAGGUGGAGCUGGUCUUGAAGCUGACCAAAAGGUCAUCGCUGCACAUGGGUGCUAUGCAAUGACUGCUACUACAGCUCUUACAGCGCAAAAUACGCAGGGUGUACAAGACAUUCACCACACGCCGCCUGCAUUUCUGAAGAAGCAACUUGAUGCUGUUUGCGAUGAUGUCGGGGUCGACGUCGUCAAGACAGGCAUGCUUGCGUCGGCAGAAACUAUCGAGAUUGUUGCAGAUGCGUUCCGCCGCUACAAUGUUACCACGAGUGUCGUUGAUCCCGUUAUGGUAUCAACAUCGGGCGCUCAUCUGCUUCCCGAAUCAGCCAUCUCAACAUUGAUCGACAAGUUAUUACCUUUGACCACUAUUCUCACCCCCAACCUGCCCGAAGCCGAGUUACUCCUAAGAAUCGCAGGUGCGGACAUCAAGACACCAGAAAAUUUCGACGGUAUCGUGAGCAUGGCCAAGCGUAUCCAGCAGCUAGGCCCAGAAUAUGUUCUGCUCAAGGGUGGACACUUGCCGUUCACAAAGGGACGUUUAGUGAGCAAAAGUGAGGAAGAGAGGGAGAUCGUACUGAAUGUGUUGGUCGGCAAAGAUGAAGUAAUAACGAUGGAGAGUGAAUAUCUGCGCAGCAAAAAUACACACGGUACAGGGUGUUCACUAGCAUCCGCUAUUGCGUGUAACCUCACAUCCGGUAUGAGCAUGGCAAAAGCUGUCAGCAAAGCCAAUCACUACAUCGAGGCUGGAAUCAAGACAAGUAUAAAUUUGGGUAAGGGGAGUGGACCGAUCAAUCACUUCCAUUCCACAUACACACUCCCAUUCGCACAGGGCGGGUUCAUACAAUACCUGCUCGAUCGCGACGAUAUCCAAAAGCCGUGGAAAGAGUACACCGAACAUGAGUUUGUGCAGAGAAUGGGCGAUGGGUCGCUUCCAGUCGAGAAUUACAAAUACUAUCUGAUUCAGGAUUACCUGUUCCUGAUCCAAUUUGCACGAGCUACGGCUCUUGGUGCUUACAAGUCUAGCUCUUUGACUGACAUCGGUCGCUCAGUGCAGCAAGUCAUCACCCUGCAAGAAGAGAUCAAACUGCAUAUCGAUUUCUGCAAGGAGCAGGGUCUAUCGGUCAAAGACAUCGAGAGUCAAGAGGAAGAUCAGGCAACGACAGCAUAUACCAGGUAUGUUCUGGACAUUGGUCAGUCUCAGGACUGGUUUGCACUUCAAGUGGCACUGUUGCCCUGUCUAAUUGGUUAUGGCAUCAUCGCAAAACGCCUCUUCGACGACACCGAUACAUUGAAGGAGGGAAGAUACUGGAUGUGGAUCCAGCAGUACGUUGACAAGGAAUACAUGGAGGCCGUGGCGAGGGGCUCUGCACUGAUCGAGGAGUACGCGGGUAAGCAGUCGGUCUCUCGACUCGACGAGCUCGCUCAGAUCUUCAUUCAUGCAACAAACAUGGAAAGAGGGUUUUGGGACAUAGGUAUGAGAGGCGGAGGCGGAUACGGAGGCGGCGGCCGCGGCGGUGACCGUGGUUACUCUAACGGGUACGAAAACAGCAACUCUGGAUACAGCGGCAGCGCCUACAACAGUCACGACUACACAUCCAGCCAUAAUGCAUCUGGCGGCUAUGGCGGCGGCUCUAACGGAUACUCUGGCGGCGGCGGCGGCGGCUAUGGCGGUGGCGGCGGCGGCUACGGUGGUGGUGGCUACGGCGGCGGUGGUGACCGUAUGGGCCAGCUCGGCUCUGGCCUCAAGACCCAGCAGUGGGACAUCGACUCAUUGCCCAAAUUCGAGAAGUCGUUCUACAAGGAGGAUCCCGCCGUUACGGACCGCUCACCCGAAGAAGUCGAGGCUUUCCGCAAGGAGCACCAGAUUGCAGUUAAGGGCACUAACGUUCCCAAGCCUGUUACAACAUUCGAUGAGGCCGGUUUCCCUGGCUACGUGAUCAACGAGGUCAAGGCACAAGGCUUCGCCAAGCCCACACCUAUCCAGUGUCAGGGAUGGCCGAUGGCUCUCUCUGGACGCGACGUUGUCGGUGUUGCCGAGACUGGUUCAGGAAAGACCCUCACAUACUGCUUGCCCGCCAUCGUCCACAUCAACGCCCAGCCUCUACUCGCUCCCGGCGACGGCCCCAUCGUCCUGAUUCUCGCGCCCACUCGUGAGUUGGCUGUCCAGAUUCAGCAGGAAAUCAGCAAGUUCGGAAAGUCUUCUCGCAUUCGCAACACUUGCGUCUACGGAGGUGUUCCCAAGGGUCCUCAGAUUCGUGAUCUUGCACGUGGUGUCGAGGUCUGCAUUGCUACGCCCGGUCGUCUCAUCGACAUGCUUGAGGCUGGCAAGACCAACCUGCGCCGUGUUACCUACCUGGUUCUCGACGAGGCUGAUCGUAUGCUUGACAUGGGUUUCGAGCCCCAGAUCCGCAAGAUCAUCGGACAGAUUCGUCCUGACCGUCAGACUUGCAUGUGGUCUGCAACAUGGCCUAAAGAAGUUCGUCAGUUGGCUGCUGACUACCAGAACGACUGGAUUCAGGUGAACAUCGGUUCCAUGGAUCUCUCUGCCAACCACCGCAUUCAGCAGAUUGUUGAACAUCUCGAGACCAUCAUGGACGACAAGAGCAACAAGAUCUUGAUUUUCACAGGUACCAAGCGUGUUGCCGAUGAGAUUACACGGUUCUUGCGUCAAGACGGAUGGCCUGCGUUGUCCAUCCACGGUGACAAGCAGCAAAACGAGCGCGAUUGGGUUCUGAACGAGUUCAAGACCGGCAAGAGCCCCAUCAUGGUUGCUACCGACGUGGCUUCCCGUGGUAUCGAUGUUCGCAAUAUCACUCACGUUUUCAACUAUGACUACCCCAACAACUCGGAGGACUACGUCCACCGUAUUGGUCGAACUGGUCGUGCUGGUCAGACCGGUACUGCCAUCACCCUGUUCACCACUGAGAACUCCAAGCAGGCCCGUGAUCUCGUCCAAAUUCUCCAGGAGUCCAAGCAGCAGAUCGACCCUCGCCUGCACGAGAUGUGCCGCUACGGCGGCGGUGGUGGCGGCGGUGGCCGCUGGGGAGGUGGCCGUGGCCGUGGUGGUCAUCGCGGCGGUCGUGGUGGCUGGACUGGUGGUAACAACGACCCCGUUCGCAACAGCCGCUGGUAA